Molecule: messenger RNA, 1651 nt
Organism: Rhinichthys klamathensis goyatoka
Lineage: Eukaryota; Metazoa; Chordata; Actinopteri; Cypriniformes; Leuciscidae
Exons: 16
Coding region: 55-1581 (508 amino acids)
Source: RefSeq, a predicted model, not a curated record
UGUUUAGUAGCCUACUUGGAUCUUUUUUUCUCUCUUUCAGCAUAAGACGGAAACAUGAUUAAGGUUUUGGCUGUUGUAAGUUUAACUGCAUUUCUCUGCUGCUACGGUGUGCAGAGUGCUGAACUAUCAUAUCGUGACUUAAGAGAACAAAUCCUCAACUCUGGGACUGUAGUCUUUUUAGACUUCCUGGACAAAGUCAGAAACGUUACAGAGAAAAUAGUGAGAGAUGAUCAGUUCAGGAAAUCUAGGAUCACUGUCCAAAGAUUGAUGAAAUCAUUAAGAGAGUUUGCAAAACCAAUGAAAAAUACAGAGAGUGCUAGCGGGAGCCAGGAUAAGUCAGAUGUGUUAACACAGAGACUUUUUCCGUUCAUGGCUGCUGGUACAUUUGCGGCAUCGAUCAAGGAGAUUUUUGACAAAAUGUUCUUUCCGUAUUUAAACAUCUACCGUCAGAGCUUCAAAAACGAGACGAUGGUGGAGAUCUGGAAAGAAGUGGAGUCAUACUAUUUUCCAGGAGCCCCUCCAAUCUACAGUAAACCCAUGGAGUUCUCCAGUUACCUUCUGGCCAAGGCGGUGGUGAGAUCCCGGCUGGUGAACAUGCUUGAAGCAGGGGUGGAUACUGUUUUGGACAUCGGAAAAAUAGAUUUUAACCAACUUCAUGAGGAAGUGCAGAUUGUUUUGGAUCAGAUUAGAAACAAAGCUUUUGAAAUGUCAGUUAUGGAAAGGCAAAAAGAGAAGAAUGAUUUCCUUAUAUCAUUAAGAACCGCAUCUGGACUGAUUGUUUUUUACUGGGAUGAAGUUUUGAAACACACUGAAAGUCCGUCGUUCCAUGCGAAAUACUUGGAUUCUAGGAAGCAAUGGGCAGAGCUGAUUGAGUUGAGAAACGCAAGUGAAAAGUAUCAUGUGCUUUUAGACCCGGAUACAAGGCAUGGUCUUUUGAAUUGGACUAAACUUCAUUUUGAUAAAUUCUUUGACGCCUUGGAACUGGAAUAUUACAGUCGUGGAAAUGAAGCUCUUGGUUUGGACAGAUUCAAUCAGUCUAACUGGGCUAUUGGCAAAAGCGCUGUUGUUUACUCUCUUCCUGUUUAUGAAAAACUUUCUGAAGUCGGCUUUGGGAUUACUGAGAUCAACAGGUUUCUGCAUAGAGUAAAUCACAUAACCCUUAUUCUUGAACGGAAUGAUAGAUCAAACAGACAGACGUUUUUGGAGGAAAUCAUUAGGUUAAUUUUGUAUCCGUUUAGUCGAAUUAUUGAACGGGAGAUAACCCGGAGCGAAGAUAAUCAACUAGUACUGCCUUUGCGCGUAAUUAGGAGACUGUUCCUCGUAUUUUGGGAUUUUUUUCUCUUCUUUGAAAAACGUUUUGAAAAUACCGCUACUGAACUCCAGCAAUCAGUGAAUGAAUGGAAUCAAGUGAAGAGCGUCGUCAUUAAUGAGCUGUUGACAAGUGAAGCAUUUACCCGAAAGCAGCUUGAAGAAGCACCAAAGAACUUUGUUCAAGCCAUUCAUCGAAUCCUAAAGAAACUGAAGCAGUAUACUGAUCUGGUUGAUGGCUUUGAUGAAAUGAUUGAUCGAACUGCUACGUAAGAUUUAUAAUUUCCAUACCAUAUUUGCAUUUGAACAGAAGCUAUAUAGAUAAAUAUACAUUCUUAUUCCA